UUUUUUUUCUUCUUUUUUUCUUUUUUCUUUUUUUUCUUCUUUUUUUGAGAAUAGCAAAGUUACCUUACUCGGGGAGGAAUCAGGACCCCUCCCUCCCGCCUUGCCUUAAGGUACCUUUGCUCUAGCGAAGCGAUCAAAUUCCUACCUGCUAGUCUAUGUACAUGGCCAUCUCCAGCACCGUCUGCAUUUGGCUUGAUCUAGGCCCUGCAAUGCUUUGCUUUUUUACAAAGCACAGUAAACUAUUGUCUUCGGAAAUGUAUCCCACAAACGUGAUUCGUCACCUUCUGGUCUUGUCUCGAGUCCAAGUGAGUUGGCGGAUACAAUGGGCGUCCAUGUCUCAUCCAGCCCCGUACCGUGCCGACCAAGAGCAGAUGCCAAAUUGACAUAUCACUUUCCAUCGAGGGCCUCCAGACCAUUUGGGACACCGACAUUCCUUGGCACUGGAAGCCCUCUCGCGGCAAUGAUGAUCCGAGUAGAGCUUCUCGAAGUUGCCUAUUCUCAUGAGGUUAUCAUUCAGAGUCGUCCCGUCUGGGGCAUCGCUAACAUGUACAGUGGGGGUCAACACUCAUACAGCGCGGGGCAGACGUCGAUUUUAGGUCCGAUCCCUCUUACGUCACCGCGGACGAAUCCCCAGCUCCAGCGCUAAAAUGGCCCUGGCAUGAAAAAGCACGGGGCAUCUUGCUGGCCUUCUCCAGCACCCCCUGUCCAUGUAUCUCCGGCGCUAGCACACGACAGACACCCCCUUCACUCACACACACUCGCAAGCUGCGAGAUACGAAGCUUCAAACUGGACCGGACAGAUGGUGAGACGCUUGUCUAUAAGUCAAACCUACGGCAAGGGCUCGGUCAUUUCUACCAGCCUCAUCCCUCAACUCAGACUUGGUGCCGCCGUCCAUCCCUGAUUGGGCACUCUCUCCACGUCUAGGCCAGACUUGCCUAACCCAUCAUCGCAAUAUCAAACAAACCCCACGCCCCGGAUCCGAAACUUCACUCAUCCGCUAACACCGGCAAGCUGUGCAUGAGCUCAGAGAAAGGGUUAAAAGAGAGAAAAUGGAUAUGAUGCUAGGCCCCGAGCCUGGAACCAACACGGCCGACUUUGACGAAAAGCCCAUCAAGAUGGAGGACCCCAUCGACGAGAAACCCCCCGAUCCCAAAGACGAAGCCGCCGAGCAAAAGAAAAAAGAUAUCCUAAAAGCAUGCAAGACAAGGGACUUUGCCGCCCUCAGAACCCUUGCCGCCUCACCAGGAGGAUUUCUAACAGACACCAUCCGCCAACAAGCGUGGCCAUUACUGCUGGGCAUCCCACCACCAUCAGACACCAAACCAGAAGAAGAAGAAGAAGAAGAAGAAGAAGAAGAAGAAGAAGAAGAAAAAGAAGUCUGGAAAUCCCUCCCCCCUCACAAAGACGAAUCCCAGGUCCAGCUCGACGUCAACAGAGCCUUUGUCUACUACCCCAACGACCAAAACGACACCCAGCUCUCCCACAGCAAAACCCUCCUCUCCACCCUCAUCAUCCGCACCCUCCGCCACCACCCGUACCUAUCCUACUUUCAAGGCUACCACGACAUAUGCCAAGUCUUGCUGCUGACCCUCCCCCCGGCCCUCCAACCAGCCGCCCUGGCCCACUUGUCACUUUUGCGCAUCAGGGAUUUUAUGCUACCGAACCUCCACCCUGCCAUAGCGCAACUGCGACUCCUCCCCGAUAUCCUGAGAUCGUCCGACCCGGAACUAUGGCAACAUCUGUCAUCGACAGAACCUUUUUUUGCGCUGUCGGGGACGUUGACGAUGUACGCGCAUGACAUUACUAGUCUGGGGGAGAUCACCAGGCUGUUUGAUGUGUUGCUGGCGAGGGAUCCGGUUUUCUCAUUGUAUUUGUUUGCGGCUAUUGUUCGCUCCCGCAGAGGGGAACUGCUUCAUAUACCGGAGGAUGAACCGGAGAUGUUGCAUUCGGUGCUGUCGAAGCUGCCGCAGCCGUUGGAUUUGGAGGGGUUGAUAUCGCAGGCGGUGGAGCUGGAACGAGAAUACCCGCCGGAGGGGUUGAAGGGUUGGGGGAGGGGGAUUAGUAGGUGGUCGGUUCUGAAGACGGGGAGGGGGAGGGGGUUUAUAGGCAAGGGUUGGAGGAGGGGAGGGAGGCGUUUGAGAAGCAGGUUAGGGAGCUCGAGUGGAGGGAGAGGGUGA
This is a messenger RNA of Podospora pseudocomata, 2178 nucleotides long. RefSeq names its product GTPase-activating protein gyp8 (gene GYP8). Gene Ontology annotation, biological process: endoplasmic reticulum to Golgi vesicle-mediated transport; positive regulation of GTPase activity. Lineage: Eukaryota; Fungi; Ascomycota; Sordariomycetes; Sordariales; Podosporaceae. The record is from RefSeq and is a predicted model, not a curated record. Gene Ontology annotation, cellular component: endoplasmic reticulum membrane. The coding region runs from base 1051 to 2178 and encodes 375 amino acids. Gene Ontology annotation, molecular function: GTPase activator activity. The transcript has 2 exons.